CGUGGCUGCUGGCCUGAGAACGUCCCCUUCGACUGACGUCAAUUCGUCAAACCGGCCUAUUGCUGAGCUGUACUUGUGAGGACGGAACCUACACCCGGAUACCGAAACCGUCCGGAACCCGACACCGACCGGGCUGUGAAUGAGAUAGAGCAUUACUGUUUCUAUGGCAACCUACUUAGAAUUUAUUCAGCAGAACGAAGAGCGAGAUGGGGUGCGUUUCAGCUGGAACGUUUGGCCUUCUAGCCGGCUGGAAGCUACACGGAUGGUGGUGCCGCUCGGAUGCCUUUUCACCCCUCUGAAAGAACGGCCGGACUUGCCUCCAGUACAGUAUGAACCAGUUCUCUGCACCAGACCAACCUGCAAAGCCGUCCUCAAUCCACUAUGCCAAGUCGACUAUAGAGCUAAGUUGUGGGCUUGCAACUUUUGUUUUCAGCGAAACCAGUUCCCUCCUACAUAUUCUGGGAUAUCUGAGAUGAAUCAGCCUGCGGAGCUGAUGCCACAGUUCUCUACCAUAGAGUAUAUUGUCCAGCGAGGCCCCCAGACACCUCUGAUAUUCCUGUAUGUGGUUGACACCUGCCUGGAGGAAGAAGACUUGCAAGCUCUGAAGGAAUCCCUGCAGAUGUCACUCAGUCUUUUGCCUCCAGAUGCCUUGGUGGGCCUGAUCACUUUUGGGAGAAUGGUUCAAGUGCAUGAACUUAACUGUGACGGGAUCUCAAAAAGCUACGUCUUCCGAGGAACCAAAGAUCUUACAGCCAAGCAAAUACAGGAUAUGUUGGGUCUUUCAAAACCUGCAGCUCCAGCACAACAGGGAAGACCACUGCAGCCUCAGGAGCAGCCCUUGUCAAGCAGGUUUUUGCAGCCAGUGCACAAGAUCGACAUGAAUUUAACAGACCUGCUUGGGGAAUUACAACGCGACCCAUGGCCUGUAACCCAGGGGAAAAGGCCUCUGAGAUCCACAGGGGUGGCUCUGUCUAUUGCUGUUGGUUUGUUAGAGGGAACGCUUCCAAACACUGGCGCUAGAAUUAUGUUAUUUACAGGAGGGCCACCGACACAAGGACCCGGAAUGGUUGUUGGAGAUGAAUUAAAAACACCAAUUCGUUCCUGGCACGACAUUGAGAAAGACAAUGCCCGUCUUAUGAAGAAGGCUACUAAGCACUAUGAAGGACUGGCGAACCGCACUGCAGCCAAUGGGCACUGCAUUGAUAUCUAUGCUUGUGCACUAGACCAGACAGGUCUCCUGGAGAUGAAAUGCUGCUCUAACCUUACUGGGGGUCAAAUUGUCAUUGGUGAUUCUUUCAAUACGUCUCUGUUCAAGCAAACAUUCCAGCGAGUGUUCAGUAAAGAUUUAAAUGGAGCCUUUAAAAUGGCCUUCGGUGCUAACUUGGAAGUUAAGACUUCAAGAGAGCUGAAAAUUUCAGGUGCUAUUGGACCCUGCGUUUCAUUAAAUAUGAAGAGUCCCAGCAUUUCAGAAAAUGAACUUGGAGUUGGUGGGACAUGUCAGUGGAAAAUAUGCAGUCUGGACCCAUCUACAACACUAGCCUUGUAUUUUGAAGUGGUGAACCAGCACAAUGCGCCCAUUCCUCAAGGAGGUCGUGGAGCUAUUCAGUUUGUGACCCAAUACCAGCAUUCCAGCACACAAAAACGCAUCCGAGUCACCACAAUUGCCAGGAAUUGGGCGGAUGCUCAGACUCAGCUGCAGCACAUUGAGGCAGCCUUUGAUCAGGAAGCAGCGGCGGUGCUGAUGGCACGUCUUGGAGUCUAUAGGGCCGAGACAGAAGAAGGACCAGAUGUUCUCCGGUGGUUAGACAGACAGCUCAUCAGGCUUUGCCAGAAGUUUGGACAGUACAACAAGGAUGAUCCCACCUCCUUCAGACUGUCCGACACGUUUUCCCUUUACCCUCAGUUCAUGUUCCACUUGAGAAGAUCCCCUUUCCUGCAAGUGUUCAAUAACAGUCCAGAUGAGUCGUCCUACUAUCGGCAUCACUUUGCCAGACAAGACCUGACCCAGUCUCUCAUCAUGAUCCAGCCCAUUCUCUACUCUUACUCUUUCUAUGGUCCUCCAGAGCCUGUAUUAUUGGACAGCAGUAGCAUUUUAGCUGACAGAAUUCUGCUCAUGGACACAUUCUUCCAGAUUGUCAUCUACCUUGGAGAAACUAUUGCACAGUGGAGAAAAGCAGGUUACCAGGACAUGCCAGAGUAUGAGAACUUCAAGCAUCUUCUCCAGGCACCACUAGAUGAUGCCCAGGAAAUCUUACAAAGCAGGUUCCCAAUGCCACGCUACAUCAAUACAGAACACGGAGGCAGCCAAGCUAGAUUUUUGCUCUCCAAAGUCAAUCCCUCACAGACGCACAACAAUAUCUACAGCUAUGGACAAGAUGGUGGAUCCCCAAUUCUGACAGAUGAUGUCAGCUUACAAGUUUUUAUGGAUCAUUUGAAAAAGCUGGCUGUUUCUACUGCAUCAUAGUCGGAAAAAAAAAAGUGGACAUAAAUAUUUCAGAUACAGGCAAUGGAAGAUAAUGCCAUUUUUAGACAAAACACAUUCCCCCAUGUAGUCGAAGGAACUAAUCAAAGUUUUACCAGAAGCUCAAUAAGAUGUGAAGUUAACUUUUUUGAAUGUAGUCAUAUCUUAAGUUUAAUUUAUUGUUUUUGUUUUACAAAUAGAAUUUUUGUCCCAUUUGUUAACACUUAUUGUAUAUAUUCAGGAUGCCUUGUUAAUUCUCUAACAUCUUCACCUUUUCUUUAUUCAGUAUAUAGAAAUCCAUAGUAAAAAAGAGAACAAAAAAAGUCAAAAUGUUUUUU
Molecule: messenger RNA, 2799 nt
Organism: Hyla sarda
Lineage: Eukaryota; Metazoa; Chordata; Amphibia; Anura; Hylidae
Gene: SEC23B
Product: SEC23 homolog B, COPII coat complex component
Exons: 20
Coding region: 164-2464 (766 amino acids)
Biological process (GO): endoplasmic reticulum to Golgi vesicle-mediated transport; COPII-coated vesicle budding; COPII-coated vesicle cargo loading
Cellular component (GO): endoplasmic reticulum exit site; COPII vesicle coat
Molecular function (GO): GTPase activator activity; zinc ion binding
Source: RefSeq, a predicted model, not a curated record